GGUUGUGGGAUCGCGGGGCGAGGCCGGGGCAGCGGCCGCGGCGGCAGGAUGGGGAACUGCCACACGGUCGGGCCCAACGAGGCGCUCGUCGUGUCGGGUGGCUGCUGCGGCUCCGACCAGAAGCAGUACGUGUUCGGGGGCUGGGCCUGGGCCUGGUGGUGCGUGUCGGACACGCAGAGGAUUUCCCUAGAGAUAAUGACGUUACAGCCCAGGUGCGAGGACGUAGAGACGGCGGAGGGGGUAGCUUUAACUGUCACGGGUGUGGCGCAGGUGAAGAUCAUGACGGAGCGGGAGCUGUUGGCCGUGGCCUGUGAGCAGUUCCUGGGGAAGAACGUCCAGGACGUGAAGAACGUGGUGCUGCAGACGCUGGAGGGGCAUCUCCGCUCCAUCCUUGGCACCCUGACGGUUGAGCAGAUCUACCAGGACCGGGACCAGUUUGCCAAGCUGGUGCGGGAGGUGGCAGCCCCGGAUGUGGGCCGCAUGGGCAUUGAGAUCCUCAGCUUCACUAUCAAGGACGUCUAUGACAAGGUGGAGUACCUGAGCUCGCUAGGGAAGACGCAGACGGCGGUCGUGCAGCGGGACGCAGAUAUCGGUGUGGCCGAGGCCGAGCGCGACGCUGGCAUCCGGGAGGCCGAGUGCAAGAAGGAGAUGCUGGACGUCAAGUUCAUGUCGGACACCAAGGUGGCUGACUCCAAGCGCGCUUUCGAGCUGCAGAAAGCUGCCUUCAGCCAGGAGGUCAACAUCAAGACAGCGGAGUCGCAGCUGGCCUACGAGCUGCAGGGCGCCCGGGAGCAGCAGAAGAUCCGGCAGGAGGAGAUGGAGAUCGAGGUGGUGCAGCGCCGGAAGCAGAUCGACAUCGAGGAGAAGGAGAUUGUGCGCAUGGACAAGGAGCUCAUUGCUACCGUCCGGCGGCCGGCUGAAGCCGAGGCCUUCCGCAUGCAGCAGAUCGCCGAGGGCGAUAAGGUGAAGAAGAUGCUGAUCGCACAGGCGGAAGGGGAGAGGAUCCGGAAGAUCGGGGAGGCGGAGGCUGCCGUCAUCGAGGCCAUUGGCAAGGCCGACGCCGAGAAGAUGAAGCUGAAGGCUGAGGCCUUGCAGCAGUACGGGGACGCUGCCAAGAUGGCACUGGUGCUGGAUGCGCUGCCACAGAUCGCCGCCAAGGUGGCAGCUCCCCUGGCCAAGGUGGAGGAGAUCGUGAUCCUGAGCGGAGAUGGCAGCAAGGUGACGACGGAGCUGAACCGCCUGCUGGCUGAGAUCCCUGCCUCCGUGCACGCCCUCACCGGAGUCGACCUGGCCAAGAUCCCCCUGAUCCAGAAAGCCACCGGGGCCCAGGCGUGAGCCCGGCCGGGCCGGCGGGCGGUGACGGCGCCCGCGCCGCACUCUGAUAUCCACUGCCUCGGACACUCGGGAACCCUUUCCUACCAGAGACGGUCGGAGUCCCCGUUUCAGCUCUGGUGCCUUAUUUUGUAGGACCAGGAGGAUGCAUGUUCCCUUCCGCUGGGGGUGGGUUUUGUAAUGGGCCCUGUCUCUCGUCGUGUUCGUCCUGAGCGGAGCUACCCCGGCAGCUUGUGUGGUCGUGCCAUCUCGGUGCCUUGCAGUUCUCUGUCCUCUGGCAGCUGGGGGUUGAGGGGGGCAGCCUGGCCUGGGCUGUGCAGACUGCCUCCCAGGGCCGGCCCCGCAGCCUUCUUGGAGCUGCUGGACGAGAACGCUGAGGCCCCCCCGCCCCAUCCUCCCCCUGCCCUCCACGAACCGCUGUCUCUGUUACCCUGGUGUAUGAUGUGAACGUGUGACCCCCGCGCCCUGCACUGCUUUCGGCUCCCCUGGUGCUGCACGGGUCUCCCCAGGCAGAGCAGGGACCCACCCAACCGUAUCAGCCCGCAGCCCCUUGCCUGCCUGUGCCUGACAGGUCUCUGGGUCCUGCCUGGGUUCAGGGCGCCAGGGGCAGGAGCUAUGAGCUCCGGGGCAGCUGCUUCCCCGGCGGGGCUUUGCAGAUAUCAAGGGGGCAGGAGCGCCUGGGGGCUGGGGCUGUGCAGCGGGGCCCUGCCCAAGCAUCGCUGGCAGCCAGAGAGGGACCGACUCCUCCCCAGGAGCAGGGCGGCUCCAGGGCGGAGGGGCACUCUGCCCCCGGGAAGCCGACCGUGGCAGCUGGCCUCGCCCGCCUGCUGCUCUCGACGCUGGGCCCUGCCAGCAGGAGGCUGCCCGUGCGUUGUGGAGGGAAAGUAGCUAUAGUGUAGACAGGGCUCCAGGGCCUCCGGCUGGGGGCUGCGUUGGUAGAGAUGUGGUUCUAGCUGAGGGUGUGGAGUCGAGGGGCAUGGGCCUCCAAAUGGGGUGUCCCCUCCCUCCCUGGCCGCUUCGAAGGCAGUCCCAGCCUGUAGCAGAGGUGCUCCCUGCCCCCUCCCUCCUUAGCCCUGGGCUGGCCCCAGCUGUGGCAGCGCCCGUGGCAGUGUCUGUGCUGGCCGUGGGUGCCAGACCCCGGCUACCCAUGACCUAGCACGGAGACAGGUGCGUGGGCAAGACUGGAACUGGGGGUCCUGGGUGCUGUGAAACACGGCUGCGCGGCGGCCUUCCUUUCCCUGCGGCCGUCUGCUGCGCUGUCCCCGUGUCCUGUCCUGGCCUCUCUCCCCUGCCGGCCUGUCUGUCUUCUCCCCGUGGGCCCUGCCCACUCUGCCUGUGCCACCGCGGGCUGGUGCUGUGCCACGGGGUCACAUCUCGCUGUCUGCGCUGUUGUGCCAAGCCCGGAUGUAUGCGUCUGCCUUGGUCCUGUCUGUCCAGGCCAGGAGAUGCCACUAGGGGCGCGGGGCAGGAGGCUGCACCCUGUAACGCUGGGCCCAGAGCCUGUAGCUCUGCGAGUGGUGGGCUUCACUGCAGCCCCCCAUGCCUGUGCGUGGCCUGCCGCCCAGUGCCGCGUAACCCCGGCCCCUGGUGGACCUGCUGCUCCCCUCCCUCCGGGGUGCCGUGCUGUGUUGUGCCUGCAGCCCCAGCCCUGCCCUGCCCUGCCCUGCAGACUCUCCCUGCCUCGGCAGGGCAGCGGGGGGACCCAGAGCAGCUGCUGGCUCUGGGGCUCGGGCAGGGCUGGCUUCCCCUUCCCCAGGGGGGUAGGUGGGGAGGAGCUGGGGUUGCGGGGAGGGGCGGCUUUGCUGGCUUGUGCUGCUGCUGCGCGUACCGGAGCCCCCCCGCAUGUCCGUCGUGUCGUGCAUGACUGUGCCCGCACCCCUCCCCGUGCCACGGGCUCCGGGCCCCGUUCUGAGCUGUAUGAGAAUAAAGGGGCAUCGUGCCCUUGCUGCACCGGC
Alligator mississippiensis (American alligator) is the source of this 3287-nucleotide messenger RNA. It is a transcript of the gene FLOT2, whose product is annotated as flotillin 2. Gene Ontology annotation, biological process: regulation of myoblast differentiation; protein localization to plasma membrane. Gene Ontology annotation, cellular component: plasma membrane. The record is from RefSeq and is a predicted model, not a curated record. The coding region runs from base 49 to 1335 and encodes 428 amino acids. The transcript is spliced from 11 exons. NCBI's taxonomy places the organism in Eukaryota, Metazoa, Chordata, Crocodylia, Alligatoridae.